Molecule: messenger RNA, 2784 nt
Organism: Aricia agestis (brown argus)
Lineage: Eukaryota; Metazoa; Arthropoda; Insecta; Lepidoptera; Lycaenidae
Gene: Cda4
Product: chitin deacetylase 1
Exons: 12
Coding region: 35-1522 (495 amino acids)
Biological process (GO): carbohydrate metabolic process
Cellular component (GO): extracellular region
Molecular function (GO): chitin binding
Source: RefSeq, a predicted model, not a curated record
ACUUGGCAGUGCGCUCGCGGUGGUGAAAGGCACCAUGUCGUCUCCCACGGUGACCGGCUCGCGGACCAACAUGAGAGCGUUCACGCAAAUAUUCAUUAUCAGUGCCCUUAUUCUGUGCGCUAAUUCUCAAAAGGACAAAGACAAGGAAGCGGAGGAGUUCGUUUGUCCCUAUGGUGUUACCGGCAACGGAAAUUUCGCAGAUCCGGCCACCUGCAGGCGAUUCUAUCAAUGUGUGGACGGCUACCCGUAUUUGAACAGAUGUCCCUCUGGGCUGUACUUUGAUGACAUAAGCAAGUUUUGUACCUUCAAGGCCGAAGCCAGAUGUGGUCCGAUUGCGUCAACACCAGCCCCGUCAACGGAGGCGCCCACCGACUUGGCGGAGCGGUGCGAUCCGGCGGAGUGUCAGCUGCCAUACUGCUUCUGCUCCAAGGAUGGCACCACCAUACCCGGCGGACUUGAUCCUGAGGAUACUCCCCAAAUGAUUGUACUUACGUUUGAUGGUGCGGUUAAUUUGAAUAAUUUCGAAUUAUACAAGAAAGUUUUUAAUGGCAAAAUACGCAAUCCGAACGGCUGCCCCAUCCGGGGAACUUUCUUCUUAUCUCAUGAAUAUAGCAACUACGCGAUGGUGCAGGCUCUCGCUCAUGAUGGACACGAGAUGGCGACAGGGACGAUCUCACAGCAGCAGGGGCUGCAGGACAAAGGCUACGAGGAGUGGGUGGGGGAGAUGAUCGGCAUGCGGGAGAUACUGAGGAGGUUCGCCAACAUCUCGCGCUCGGAGAUCGUGGGCACGCGCGCGCCCUUCCUCAAGCCCGGCAGGAACACGCAGUUUAAGGUGUUGGAAGACUUCGGGUACAUCUACGACAGCUCUGUGGGCGUGCCGCCGCUGCCGAUCCCCGUGUGGCCCUACACCCUCGACUACAAGAUCCCGCACGAGUGCAAGUCGGGCACCUGUCCGACCAAAUCCUUCCCAGGUUUGUGGGAGGUGCCGUUCAACGCUCACUAUGUGGAGUCCUACGAGGGCGGCCACUGCCCAUACCUCGACCAGUGCGUGCUGCACAAUCAUGACUCCGAUGAUGUACUAGAAUGGCUUCAGGAGGACUUCAAUCGUUACUAUGAGCAGAACCGCGCGCCGUACAUGAUGCCCUUCCACACCAACUGGUUCCAGAUCAAGGCGCUGGAGCGCGGCCUACACAAGUUCCUUAACUGGGCGGCUACCUUGAAGGACGUAUGGUUCGUGACCAUAACGCAGGAACUAACUUGGAUGACGGACCCGCGAUCCGCGAAAUCACUCAACAACUAUGACGCGUGGCGUUGCGACAAGCGUGACCUGCCGCCACCGCCCUGCAACCUGUCCAACAAGUGCGCGCUCGCCUUCAAGCCGCCCGAUCACAACAUCACCGACACGCGGUACAUGGAGACCUGCAGCGAGUGCCCGAAGCAGUACCCGUGGUUGGGAGACUCCGGUGGAACGGGCAUUCCCGGAACCGACAAUUAUAUACCUGAUAAUUUAAAGAGGAAGUAAUUUAUACUAGGGUAUGCUAAAGUUAUUCUCAGUGUUGUUAUUAGGUUGUCGAGCUUCUCGAAAGAUCGUACCUCCGUAGUUCAUCAUUUAGUUUUUCAGUUCCACGUUUAGGCUUCCCAACUUUAGAUUCACAGUACAAAUUAUAUUUCAAAUGAAGUAUUUUCUUUAUAGAAUAAAAAUGUAUAGACCUAAAAUUAAAGUAAUCAUCUAAUCCAAAAAUUACUGACGCCUACCUAGCGCGCGUUUGUGCGCCGCAGAGCCUUAUGUAAACGUUUUCUAUUUUCCCAGCGUUUACUAUUUGAAAUCGGUUUAAUGGAUUUUAAAAUUUAUCAGAUUAUGUUAACCGUUGGAACUUUGUGACAAAUUCUUCUGGUGAAUUCUACCAACCGGACUUUAAUCCGGUAAAUUUAAUAACCGUAGUUUACUAAUCAAGAGACCGAUACCCCGAGGCGAGGACUCUCCGAUAUGAAAUUUAAAUUUAUCUAUAAAAUUUUGCUGAGGUACCUCGUAAUUUCAUAUAUUCCCCUAGAGAUUAUUUUGUGACUAUUGAAAUAUUUCAGUUCAGUCGUUCCUUAAUUAAAAUUGAAAUGUUCAAUACGGAGUUUCGUGCCGGGAAAUUUUCCAUUUUUCGGCCACGUUUGGAUAUGAAUAUUAUUAUAUUCAAUCUUCAUCAUAUUCCACUUAAUGAAUUUUAUUAUGGUGUCUCGCAGAAAUAUCUCAGAAUUUAUUUUUGUUUCAUUAUAAUAUCCGCUCGCCGAUCCGGAGUGCCGAAAUAAUUAAUCCGGCAAAUAUGUAUAAUAUGUAUUUGUGAACUAUGGCACUUAAUAUGUUCUUAUAUUAUCUAUAGCAAUAUUUGGACUUUGCACUAUACUAUACCUAAUAUUUUAAAACUAAACUGUUAAUAUCCUUGCCACUCACUUAUUACUGAUAACAGUCAUGUCAUAUUUUGUACAAUAAUUGAAACUUAAAAUUGAAUUCAAAUAGGUAUUAUAUAGAUACGAAAUAUAUUAUAAUUAGUUCUGUACAUUCUGUACACAAAGAUAAUGACAAUAACUAAGUAAGUUAAGACGAUGAGCCUAGCAUAAUAUCUUAUGCCUAGGCAAGGUUGCUCAAGUAAUCUAGGUGCUAUUUAAAUUAAUAUUACAGUUACACGCAGAAGUUAACAGAAACAACUGCGUUAGAUUAUUUAAAUAUUGUAGAAAAUGCCUAGUCGCCUUACAUGUUUGUCAUUAUUAUUAAAUAAAAGUAUCCAUUAUAAACUU